CAGCCGGUCCUGGCCAAAAACGCUGUCCGAGGACCGCCGAGAGGAACGUGACUCUGUUCGCGGGGAAGCCAGUCGCGAAUUCGUCCAUGUGCCAUUUCAGACGGACCUGAGUGACCCAUCGCCCACAUCUACACCUUGUCGCUCGGCCUCAAGUUCGAAACUGUUGCUUUGCCGUUCGGAGAUUACGGCCCUGCUGUUGUUUUUCGACUCGCGUGGUUGGUGACUUUUCGUUCGCGAGCCCGACGCGACGUCCUUUUUCUCGAGCGAAGGCAGCGCCACGGGACCAUUUGUGAGAGGAGUAACACACGGCCCAAAGUCACUCAGUGGUCAGCCAUGAACAACGACAUCAAGAUGGAGAAGACUGCCGCGACCACACCGGCUGACAUGCUGUCGCUCAAUGGCAAGACGGGACUGCGCAAGCGGGACCUGGAUCUCAUAGACGCCAUGGACCUCAUCAAGCAGACCGAGUACGUGUCGCUCAGCAAGUCAGAACUGCUGGACCACGAGAUCAUCACAUCCCCCAGCACCACUGUGCAAGAGCAGCAGGCGGUGCAAAAGGAGGCUGAUAAAGCCGUACAGCCAGCCUUCAAGACCGAGGUGGUGUGGCGUAAUGUGGCCGUGUUCGCCCUGCUGCAUUCCAUGGCCCUCUACGGCCUCUAUUUGAGCAUCACGAGCAAAGUCAAGUGGCAGACAGCCGUUUUCUCUGUCACGUGGGGAGUCUGCGCCGGCCUGGGUGUCACGGCCGGAGCGCACAGGCUCUGGUCUCACCGCUCGUACAAGGCCCGUUUCCCGCUGCGGGUAGUGCUUAUGAUCUUCAACUGCAUGGCUUGCCAGAACGACCUGUACGAGUGGACGCGUGACCACCGGGUGCACCACAAGUUUUCGGAGAGCAAUGCCGACCCUCACAACGUGAACCGGGGCUUCUUUUUCGCGCACGUGGGCUGGCUCAUGUGCAAGAAGCACCCGGACGUGAUGCGCAAGGGCAAGGCUGUGGACUGCUCGGACCUGCUCAAGGACCCCGUCAUUAGGUUCCAAAAGGCGUACUACGUACCUCUGACUACCUUCUUCUGCUUUUACCUGUCGACCGUGCUGCCGCACCACCUGUUCGGCGAGAGCUACUGGGUGGGCUUCUUUGUCGCCACCAUGCUGCGCUACGUGAUCUCGCUAAACUUCACCUGGCUCGUGAACAGCGCGGCCCACCUGUGGGGCAACCGACCUUACGACAAGAACAUUUCGCCAGCCGAGAACCGCUUCGUCUCGUGGGCUGCCAUCGGCGAAGGCUUCCACAACUACCACCACACGUUCCCCUGGGACUACUCGACCAGCGAGCUCGGGUGGAAGCUCAACUUCACCACGUUCUUCAUCGACACCAUGGCCAAGCUCGGGCUCGCCUACGACCUGAAGACGGUGCCUAAGGACGUAGUCGAGAAGAGGAAAGCCCGGACGGGCGAUCACAGCUACGACUACAUGAACGGGCACAAGCAGCACCACUGACGACGAACCGAUGUGCGCUUGGUCAGCCGGCCGAGCCCGCGUGAAAACGUUUGCGCGUUUGCCGCGUUGGUACGCGGGUUGCCAUGAUAUACUGUUCUCGCAUCGCGGUUGCUGUUUUUUUUUUCCGGCUGGUACUGCAACCUUGUUCGUCGACACAGGGCAUCAUCGGUAGCGACAAGACCUAUGUCUACUGGAGUGCCUACAUACACUCGUCAAGAGGAACAUGCUGCACCACUUUUGAUAUUUUGUUUGCAUUCAUUUCCGUCGUUAUCCCUUAGAUUAUAGCGAUGAACAGCGAAGCCCCAGCUGCAUGCUGUCUUCUAUGCAUGAAUCAGAUAUGCUGUGAUGAUGUGGUUGCUGUUAUUAAAUCGACCUGAACUGGAGUCAGAGGGGAACUUGUAUCAUGUCCACAAGACGGUAGCAUUGAAAGGUUUCUGAGAGGAGUGAGCUAUUUAUAAAAAAAGAGAGGACAGGCGGACGCAAUUUAUGAAAGUCAAAGGGGAGAAACACGAUCGGAACCAAUGACGCUUCUGCCUUAUGAACUGACAACAAGUGAGAACAGCAUUGAGCGAAGAGGUUGCAUAGGUAUUCAAACUUUGAUGGAACGAUUAUCUUGCAGGAUCAAAAACGUCCAACACUGAUACCACCUGAACGCUUUGAGCACCAUGCAAUAUGCUUGAGCACUACACCGUGAUAACUAAGCAUAGAAGACAGCGUGCUUAGGCAAAUUAUUUUUAUUUGUUUGUGCAUUUGUGUACGUGCUUAUCUAAACGUCGAGUAGUGCUUGUGCCGAUGGCAAAGGGUAUGCAACUGUUUAUUCUUGCUCAAAACUUCAUGAACAAAUGAAAGGACAUGAUUAAUGUCCUCAAUCUCACCUUUUUGAAAAACAGUAAAAGCUACUUAAUUGGAACUCGAAGAAGACUACAUAAUUAUUUGAAUUAAGCCGAGUUUGAAUUAGUGGGCGGGCGAUAGAAAGAACAGGCAUCGUGCCACACUGCGCUGACAGAACCUAAAGUAGCCACCUCUGGACUUGUUAUCGUGACUUAGGCGCUACCUUGUGUGUGGUAGGUGGUUUCAUGAAUCAGGUUCAUGGACAACAACAAGAAAAAAAAAAGAUUGAUCUGUCAGUGAUAUGCCAGUAAGUAGCUCCCAUGUGAGCAGUAAGCCAAUAAUGUCGAACUAUACUAAAACAAGCGUGCACAAAUAAAAAGAAUUCAGUAAUUUGGAUUUGCUUGUGGUUUUGUCACGACCUCAUGAGCAUCGUUUUCAGGUUGGGUCCACAGAGUAAGAAUUAUCCUGUGCAGAAAAAAGUUGCUGUUGUGUUGUUUUGCAUCUCUAGUAAAUUUGGUUUGGUUUGGUGUGGUUUUGCAACACAUUGUGAUCACUCAAGGCCUGCUUCUGCGAACAGCGAUGAAAACCAGUGGCUCCCAGUUCGAAUUAACCAUUGUGGACACCAACACGUUCAAAUUAUCCGGAGUUUUUUUCCAUAGAUAUACACAAGCCUGAACCAAAACCAGGGAUUCAGUUCAAAUUAACUAAAUUUAAAUUAACAGAGUUUCAACUAACGAGCUUUUACUGUAAAACCACACAUACACACAUGCGUGCACACGCAUGCAUGCCCACAAGUACACGCACAAUUUAAACAGAAAUAUAUAUCUGAACUUCUGAUACUGUAUUACGUCCUUGUUUACGAGUGCUAGCAAUUCAAGGCACAUUUGUUUGGCUAUAAACUCCGCUAGCUAUGCUUUUCUCGUUCUGUCUUUUGGCACAUUACUCCGCUCAUUCCUAUUGCCAAGCUUAUUCUAUUACGUGUAGCAUGACGUAUACCUUCUUAUCCUCUAGUUGCGUAAAUAGGCACACCAGGAAAUUGAAUAGGUAACAAUGCGUGCGUAAUCGUUAAACCCCUCCAAAAUUGUGAGGUAAGUGUCUUCUAUAUGCAGAACUAGAAUAAUGGCGCUUAGACUAGCAUUUAUAACGUGCAGCCCAAACUCACAAUUUUCCUGUUGUUCACGCUUUGUUGUUCGCCUUGUUAGCAGCUCUAGUUAUGUUCUCCUUUAUUCCUUCGCUCGCUCAGCCUGGCGCUUGUUAUUUUCAGCGUUUCCCUCUUAUUGUUGGGCAACGUUCUCUGAAAACGUGCGCAGCACUAUCGCGUGUUGUAAAUACAGUUGAUGCGUGAUUUACUGAACCAAGAUCAUAUGUUUGUACAUACCGAAAGUGUAUAAGAGCGGAGAAAUAGUUUGAAUUUUUGACUGUGCCUUGACGGGCUUGAAUGUGUAAAGAAAGCUUCACAGGGCGCUGAGCUGCUCACGUAAAGCCGAGGUCUGAAUAAAGAGAUAACAUUCA
Rhipicephalus microplus (southern cattle tick) is the source of this 3837-nucleotide messenger RNA. Its product is annotated as acyl-CoA Delta-9 desaturase. Gene Ontology annotation, molecular function: iron ion binding; stearoyl-CoA 9-desaturase activity. The record is from RefSeq and is a predicted model, not a curated record. Gene Ontology annotation, biological process: unsaturated fatty acid biosynthetic process. Gene Ontology annotation, cellular component: endoplasmic reticulum membrane. NCBI's taxonomy places the organism in Eukaryota, Metazoa, Arthropoda, Arachnida, Ixodida, Ixodidae.